Stereum hirsutum FP-91666 SS1 is the source of this 1128-nucleotide messenger RNA. It is a transcript of the gene CCP, whose product is annotated as cytochrome c peroxidase. Bases 1 to 1128 code for a protein of 375 amino acids. Gene Ontology annotation, biological process: cellular response to oxidative stress; response to reactive oxygen species; hydrogen peroxide catabolic process. The record is from RefSeq and is a predicted model, not a curated record. NCBI's taxonomy places the organism in Eukaryota, Fungi, Basidiomycota, Agaricomycetes, Russulales, Stereaceae. Gene Ontology annotation, molecular function: heme binding; peroxidase activity. The transcript is spliced from 9 exons.
AUGCAGGCCUUUGCUGCAUCCCUCAGGGCUCCCGCUCGCCGUGCAGCUUUCCCCGCUGCUCGAAGCAUUCCCAGGGCAAAUCUUCGUCAAUCAUUCCGCAAGUAUUCGACCGAGCCCACCCCUCCAAAGUCUUCGAACACCACUCUCAUCUUCGGUGGUCUUGGUGCCCUCGCCGCCGGUGGUAUUCUCUAUACCCUUCUCUCCGCUGACUCUGCGGGGACUACCGCCAAGUCGGCUGCUCAGUCUAUUAAGGCCGCCACUAAGUUUGUCCCUUCCAAGGAGGACUACCAAAAGGUCUACAACAAAAUCGCGGAAACUCUUGACGAGGCUGACGACUACGAUGAUGGUUCUUUCGGUCCCGUUCUCCUUCGUCUCGCCUGGCACAGCUCUGGAACAUACGACAAGGACACCAAGACCGGCGGAAGCAACUAUGCUACCAUGCGUUUCGAGCCCGAAGCUCUGCACGGAGCAAACGCUGGCCUUAACGUCGCCCGUGGAAUCAUGGAGAAGGUCAAACAGGAGUUUGACUGGAUAAGCUACGGUGACCUUUGGACUCUCGGCGGUGUUGCUGCUAUUCAGGAAAUGUCUGGCCCCAAGAUUCCAUGGAGACCAGGACGUAUCGAUGGACAUGCUGACAAUGUGACCCCUGAUGGCCGUCUCCCUGAUGCGUCUCAAGGCAACAAGCACCUCCGCGACAUAUUCUACCGUAUGGGCUUCAACGACCAGGAAAUCGUCGCUCUCUCUGGUGCUCACGCUCUCGGCCGCUGCCACACUGACCGUUCCGGCUUCGACGGUCCCUGGACAUUCUCUCCCAUUACCUUGACUAACGACUACUACCAACUUCUCGUGAGCGAAAAGUGGGUCUGGAGGAAGUGGGGCGGUCCCGCUCAAUACGCCGACAAGAAGACUGGGUCCUUGAUGAUGCUUCCUACCGACUAUGCUCUCGUCCAGGACAAGUCUUUCAAGAAGUGGGUCGACGCAUACGCGAAGGACCAGGAUCUCUUCUUCAAGGACUUCUCUGCCGUCCUCGUCAAGCUCUUCGAGCUCGGCGUGCCCGAGUCUCAGUUCGUCACCUCUGACCGUUGGGAGAUGAAGACUCUCGACGAGCAGAAGGAGGCGUCCAAGUAG